AUGUCGACUUCUUCGUCCUCUUAUUUCCCUUCCUUCCCUCGCACCACCGUCUCCUACACUCUCUCAACUUCCCUCUUCAUCGUAUUCUUCCUAUGCAGCGUCUUCAUCUUCACUAGCCGCACUCUCGAACCUUCCCUCUCUCCUUACCACGCCGACAUCCCUCUCCCCGCAACCGCCGAUCCACUCCUCCUCCCUCAAAUCGAGCAUCUCCCUCUCAAAUACCCCAAGGGAACGCCGUCUCUCGAUGCCGACGGUGACCUCACCGUGAAAUCAAAUCCGAAGACCGAAGGAGCCGAUGACGUCGCGGUGGUAGGGACUAAGCUGAAAGUUGUGGAAGAUUCGCGCGGCGUUGACCCCACGGAGAAAACUGAGCUAAGAGAAGGAGGAGGCUCGAGCGGAGAAGUGUCCGUCGAGGGUGAGGUGGAAAACGAUGCCGAAUCUGCGGAACAUGCAGCGGUUGAGAAGAUUAGAGGCUGCGAUUUGUACAGUGGAUCGUGGGUUAAGGACGACGAUGAGUAUCCAUUGUAUCAGCCUGGAUCGUGUCCUUAUGUGGACGAAGCUUUCGAUUGCCAGAGGAACGGGAGGAAAGAUUCCGACUAUCUCAAAUGGAAAUGGAAGCCUGACGGUUGUGACCUUCCACGGUUCAAUGCUACAGAUUUCUUGGUGAAGCUACGAGGUAAAAGUUUGCUCUUGGUUGGAGACUCAAUGAACCGUAACCAGUUUGAAUCAAUGCUUUGCGUUCUCCGAGAAGGAUUAUCUGAUAAAAGUAGAAUGUACGAGGCUUAUGGCCACAAUAUAACGAAGGGAAGAGGCUACUUUGUAUUCAAGUUUGAAGAUUACAAUUGCACAGUGGAGUUUGUGAGGUCACAUUUUCUUGUGAGGGAAGGAGUUAGAGCAAAUGCUCAGGGAAAUACUAAUCCAACCCUUUCGAUUGAUCGCAUUGACAAGAGCAAUGCUCGAUGGAAGCGGGCUAACAUUCUCGUCUUCAACACUGGACAUUGGUGGGUUCAUGGAAAGACUGCCAGAGGGAAAAACUACUACAAAGAAGGUGACUACAUCUACCCAAAAUUUGAUGCGACUGAAGCAUACAGAAGAGCAUUGAAGACGUGGGCAAAAUGGAUCGAUCAGAAUGUGAAUCCCAAAAAGCAGCUUGUAUUUUACCGCGGAUACUCCUCUGCCCAUUUUCGGGGAGGCGAGUGGGACUCGGGAGGGUCAUGCAACGGGGAGGAGGAACCGGUAAAGAAAGGUUCAAUCCUCGAUUCCUAUCCUUUGAAAAUGAAGAUCGUAGAGGAAGCCAUAAAGGGUAUGAAAAUUCCUGUGAUCCUCCUAAACGUGACAAAGCUGACUAAUUUCCGCAAAGACGGACAUCCAUCAAUCUACGGUAAGACCAACACAGAAGGUAAAAAAGUGUCGACUAGGAAACAGGAUUGCAGCCACUGGUGUCUGCCUGGAGUUCCCGAUGUUUGGAACCAUCUUAUCUACGCGUCUUUGCUCCUUGAGGCACAUUCCUGA
This is a messenger RNA of Microthlaspi erraticum, 1512 nucleotides long. Lineage: Eukaryota; Viridiplantae; Streptophyta; Magnoliopsida; Brassicales; Brassicaceae. The record is from the annotation of a GenBank genome assembly.